Plasmopara halstedii is the source of this 1650-nucleotide messenger RNA. Its product is annotated as cmgc rck protein kinase. Gene Ontology annotation, cellular component: nucleus; cytoplasm. Lineage: Eukaryota; Oomycota; Peronosporomycetes; Peronosporales; Peronosporaceae. Bases 1 to 1650 code for a protein of 549 amino acids. Gene Ontology annotation, molecular function: protein serine/threonine kinase activity; ATP binding. Gene Ontology annotation, biological process: intracellular signal transduction; protein phosphorylation. The record is from RefSeq and is a predicted model, not a curated record. The transcript has 5 exons.
AUGUUAUUUAUAAAAACAUUACCGCUGUUAUUAAACCUAUUUCAAAGUGACUUGAGCUUUCAGACUUUACAACGGCGUCGUCGUUGUUGUAAUUCAAAGACACUUGAAGCAAAUUCACAACAUCGUUCAAAACUCACCAUGCGAAAGUAUCGAUUAGUGGCCAAAAAAGGCGAAGGCACAUUCUCCGAAGUUUUAAAGGCUCAGAAUGUUAAGGACAGCAAGUUUCAUGCCAUCAAGUGUAUGAAGAAUCACUUUGAAAGUAUUGAUCAGGUAAACAACCUUCGCGAAAUUCAAGCACUGCGGCGAUUGUCACCACACCAGCACAUUGUUAAGCUAGAGGAAGUGUUGUACGACCAACCUUCGGGUCGUCUAGCUUUAGUCUUUGAGCUGAUGGACGCCAACCUAUACGAAAUGAUUCGUGGUCGACGACAUUACUUAAAACCCGAGCUUGUGCAAUCGCUAAUGUACCAACUUGUUAAAUCACUCGACCACAUGCAUAACAAAGGCAUUUUUCAUCGUGACAUCAAACCGGAAAAUAUAUUGGUUGAGGAUAGUAGCAAGCUGAAACUAGCCGAUUUUGGGUCCUGUCGCGGUAUUUACUCCAAGCAGCCGUAUACCGAAUACAUUUCAACGCGGUGGUACCGUGCACCCGAGUGCUUGCUCACUGAUGGCUAUUAUGGACCGGAAAUGGAUAUGUGGGGUGCCGGUUGUGUUUUCUUUGAGAUCACAUCGUUGUAUCCGCUAUUUCCGGGCUCUAACGAACUCGAUCAAAUUCAUCGUAUACACAAAAUUUUAGGUACUCCGCCCAUAGAUAUCCUUGAAAUCUUCAAGCGCAAAGGAGCUGCCCAUGUUGACUUUAACUUUGGAAGAGAAGAUGGAACUAGUAUUGCCAAACUUAUUCCUCAUGCAUCUCCCGCGGCCAUCGACCUAAUGCACAAAAUGCUGGUAUACGACCCAAGUAAACGUAUGAAUGCACGAGAGGCGUUGCGCCAUGAAUACUUUCGAGAAAUUCGAGAACUUGAAGAUGCAACGUUACGAACACAGCCUCAACAGCAUAUUGUAGGUCAGAAUCAGCAACAACCUCCACUUGGGAUCUCAAUAGCCCACAAACGACGCAAAGGAAAGGACAACAUUGACGCGAAAUCGCCACUUCCGUCAAUUCAGAUUGGAUCAAACGGCCAGCAGGCUACGUUAGAGUCAAAGGAGACUGCAAGCGUAGUAAGUGAUGAUGAAUUACCGCCCAUUAACAACUUGGUGAGUGGCAAAGCAGUGGCUAGCAGCGUUACUACAAGCAAAACUAGCAAAUACAUAUAUGGCAAAAACAGUGGUAUCAAUAAAGCUGGUGAAGGCAGUGGAGGUGGAGGGACUAAUUAUCACGGUGGACCCUCGAAAGCAUUAAAAGUUGGACUUCUAAACGGAAGCGAUCUAACGAGUUCUACGCAUCACGAUGUCAAGGCCCGAAAAAAGGCGAUUAGCAAAUUGCAUAAGAAGGGAAUGUCAUCUGCACGACCUAGAAAAAUUGCGGGUAUCUCUGGAGCUUGUGUGGACGCCUCAGGCAUUGCUGGCAUGACUUCUGGCUGUAUUUUGCGGAUGUGUACCAGCGAAGAACGACAUUAUUUGGUAUCGCAAGUUGGCUUACGUCAAGAAUAG